GUCUAAGUCUGGAACGCAACUGUCAAACUGAUGUCAUGAUCACCUGUACAUAACCUAAAAGUUCUUCUCGAAUUUAUUAUUAAAAAUAUUGCAUUUAUCUUCCAAAAUGAGGCGUCAAAUUUUAUGUUUAUCAACGAAAGUAACGCAAAACAGUUGCACUAAAGCCCUACCAUUGACAAGAUUUCUAAGUAGUCAGGAAGCUAUAGAUCGUCGUUAUCACCUAUUUACGUUAGAGAAGAAGCGACAAUUGGAAAAUGUAGGCCGAAUUGAGAAAAUUGAGGUUCAAUACAAAGGUGUACCAAAAAGUUGCACUUUAAUAAUGAAUAAGGGAAUCUCAACACCUUACGAUUGUGCUAGACAUUUAGGUGAAUGGCAUGUAGAGUCUAGUGCAUUAGCACUUCUUGAUGGCUCAGUCUACUGGGAUAUGCACAGACCUCUCACUGAAAACUGCACUUUAGAGCUUCAAAACUUUACGGUAUCAGAGCCACAGCAGGUUAACAAGGCGUUCUGGCGGACCUGCUCGUUCAUGCUCGGCGCGUGCGCCACUGUCGCCUUCAAGGACACAGUGCCCGUCAAAUUGCACAGCUUUCCCGGACCUGACAUUCGCAGUGGCUCUUUCAUAUAUGACGUGGACCUGCCAACCCUGAGCGACUGGAAGCCGACACACCAAGAGCUGGUGACCCUGGCUGCGGAAUACAUCAAGCUGGCGAGGCUGAACGAACCGCUCGAGAGGCUCGAAGUUGGCGAGGAACUGGCUCUGGAGAUGUUCGUCGAAAAUGAACAUAAGACCAAACAGAUCCCCAGCAUUGCGAGGCAGAAUGGUAAAGUGACACUCUACAAAGUGGGUAAACACGUAGAUAUCUCCAAGGGUCCUAUGAUAAGCACGACUGGACAAAUUGGCCGCGUCGCCAUCGCAUCUGUUCACAAGUUAAAUGGUUCAGCAAGCGGUGGUUUGAAGCAGCUGUACAGGUUCCAGGGGGUGGCGCUACCUGCUGGCGUCAUGAUGAACCACUUCACCUUCUCAAUACUCGCGCAAAGAGCUAAGAAAUUGAACACUGUGAAAUCCCCGAUACCGAAGCCAGUGGAAUCUGAAGAAAAAGAAAGCAUAGCGAUGAAAGGCUGAGCCCUAUACAUGUAGCAUAGUCCCUAGUGUUAUAUAAGUAGUUACAUAGUUAUAUAUU
Spodoptera exigua (beet armyworm) is the source of this 1181-nucleotide messenger RNA. Lineage: Eukaryota; Metazoa; Arthropoda; Insecta; Lepidoptera; Noctuidae. The record is from the annotation of a GenBank genome assembly.